This is a messenger RNA of Homarus americanus (American lobster), 1791 nucleotides long. RefSeq lists its product as uncharacterized. The transcript has 2 exons. The record is from RefSeq and is a predicted model, not a curated record. Gene Ontology annotation, molecular function: nucleic acid binding. Lineage: Eukaryota; Metazoa; Arthropoda; Malacostraca; Decapoda; Nephropidae. The coding region runs from base 1 to 1791 and encodes 596 amino acids. Gene Ontology annotation, biological process: DNA integration.
AUGCUAGUCUUGCAGUACAUCGCCAAUUCGAGCAGACGAUUUCAAACGUUUGUAGCGAACAGGAUAGCAGUCAUGCAAGAGCUGUCAAGAACUGACCAGUGGAGACAUGUCGGCACAUCGCUGAACCCAGCAGAUGAUGCAACUAGGGGAUUACCUGUCCUGGACCUGGUUGCAGGAUCUCGGUGGAUACGAGGUCCUGACUUUCUACUCAGUGAUGAAGAACGGUGGCCAAAGGGAAAGGAGCUGCCAGCAUUACUGAACGACUUACUGGAGGUGAAACGAGAAGUACACCAGAGAUCUGUAGUUGCUCUGGCAGUGAGCGAGCAGUCAAAGUGGUCCCUCGCCAAACUUACAAGGACCGCAGACCUGCGCCUCAAACUGAAGAGGCUAAGCACUGAGGAACUACAGUCGGCUGAGCAGACAAUUAUAAGAUUGGUGCAGAAAGAGGCUUAUGAGAAAGAAAUCCAAACUGUCAUAAAGGGUGAGCUGCCGAAGGACAAUAAGCUAUAUAAACUGGAAUUUUACUUGGACGAGCGAACGUUGCUCAGAUCAAAGGGAAGAAUUAAAGGAACCCUUCUUGGGCGAAGUGGUGAGGAGCCAAUCUUGCUGCCUAGAGACCACCACAUCACCGAAAUCAUAGUGCGGGAGAUGCACGAAGAGAGAGCCGGACAUGCCGGACGAGAACACACGAUGGCGUGUGUGAGGCAAAGGUAUUGGAUUCCCCAGGGCAGACGCUUGCUUGAUAGAAUCAUACGACGCUGUGUAGUGUGCCGACGGAACAACUGGAGAAGUCGGCAUCAAAGGCAAGCUGACUUACCAAUAGAUCGUGUCACUCCUGGAAAGGCUCCAUUUGCUUACACUGGAAUGGACUGUUUUGGCCCAUUCAUUAUCAAGGUAGGGAGGAAACAGGUUAAGCGCUGGGGAUGUCUGUUUACAUGUCUAACUAUUAGGGCUGUUCAUCUAGAAGUCUUGGCCUCAUUAGACGCAGAUGCCUUCCUCAACGCAAUAACAAGGUUCUCACGACGCAAAGGUACACCAGAGCGUAUUAGGUCGGAUAAUGGGGCAAACAUGGUACGGGCAGCCAAAGAGCUCAAACUGGCAGUGAAAAGUUGGGAGCAAGAUGACAGACUCAGUGGUGCCUUACUGAAAGCAGAUAUUGACUGGGUCUUCAAUCCACCAGCUGCCCCAUACAUUGGGGGAGUAUGGGAAAGGCAGAUUCGCACAGUAAAGAAGGUUCUGCAGGCGAUUCUGGGCUCACUAGUUUUAGACGAUGAACGUCUGCAAACACUGUUCUGUGAAGUGGAAGCCAUAGUUAACGAGAGGCCAAUCACCCCGGUUCCAAACACUCCAAAUGAACCAAAGGCUCUCACGCCUGCUGAUCUUUUGCACUUAAGUCAAAAGGGUAAUCUUCCCUUAGGUGGAAGGUCAAUAGGCGAAUCAUACUACAGAAGGCGGAAGCAUGCCCAGUACCUUGCAGAUCAAUUUUGGAAGCGCUGGCUGACGGAGUACCUCCCUCAACUCAGAACUCGACAAGUGCAUUUCAGACCACGGCGCAACUUUCGCCCUGGUGACCUAAUUAUUAUAGCAGAAGCAAGUAGUCCACGCAACAAAUGGCACCUUGGUCGAGUGAUGGAAGUCAAGGCUGGCGAGGAUGGACUUGUCCGACAGGCAGUGGUUAAGACGACGACGUCCACAAUGUUGCGACCUGUGACAAAAUUAUGCUUGUUGGAGGGAGCAAUGGAAAGGGUUGACGGAGUCGGCCAGGAAAGUGAAUUGGGUAUCCACACAUGA